Messenger RNA from Procambarus clarkii (red swamp crayfish), 800 nucleotides. RefSeq names its product mitochondrial ribosomal protein S25 (gene mRpS25). The record is from RefSeq and is a predicted model, not a curated record. Gene Ontology annotation, cellular component: mitochondrion. Lineage: Eukaryota; Metazoa; Arthropoda; Malacostraca; Decapoda; Cambaridae. Gene Ontology annotation, molecular function: structural constituent of ribosome.
CACCAGCUGACUAGUUUGUUUACAUUCGUUGGUGGAAGGUGGUGGGUGCUGCUGCGAGACCAGACCAGACCGACCCAUUUAGCGGCCUUGCCUAACCUCAGUGAGCAAGAUGCCGUUUAUGAAGGGUCGAGCACCAAUCCGGCGAACACUUCAGUACCUGAAUGCGUCGAAACUCGUGCUGCGAGAGAGAGUUCAGUUGGUGACGUUAAAUUACAACACAAUUGGAGACCACCAUAAGGGACUGCAGGAGUUUGUGUUCUGGCACCUACCACAACUACAGUAUAAAAAUCCAGAUAUACAGAUUGCCACUUUCAAGAACAUUACCCCAACACCAUUUAUACGUAUAUUUUUAGACGGUGGUGAGGAUGUCCUGAUGGAUGUGGACUCAAAGUCUCGUUCAGAAAUUCAUGAUCAUUUUAGGAAAGUCUUCUGCAAAACUGACAGCAAACUGGAUGAGGAAGAAAGGGAGCGUGACAGCCUCGACAACCCAGCAAAUUUUGGCUGGGGCUGUGAUCGGCAAUGCAUAUGCGAAGUGCCCGGCCAGGUACCCUGUCCAGGACUAAUUCCAUUGCCUAAAUUCAUGCGAGGCAAAUAUAAAAAUGAAUUACAAUAGUUUGAGUUGCACAUUUCAAUGUGGUGUACAGUAAUAUCAAGACAUUCUCUAUCUGUUUGGUGUAGUAAAUUUGUGUCUAUCUAAAGUGUUAAAUUUGUGUUUUGCUGACAAAGUAUUAAACUUAAGUCUAUACUUGAUCCACUUGGUCUUAAUUGCACCUAUUUUUCUAAUAAAAAAUAUGCAUAUA